AUGCCUGCAAUUGCUCAACGACCGACUAUGGGAAGUCGGACUACCUCAGCCCCAGUGGGGGGACUGUACAAGUUGGAUGCGCGGAAACCGGGGGCAUCAGUGAACACUUUGGUGGAGGAAGAUGAGGGGUUCCCAACUGCUGAUGAGGCUCGCAGGACCCGGCAGAACGAGGACUCCAAGGCCGGAUUCCCCGAAGUGACUAUUGCCGUGGUGGGCGAGGAGAACGCUGGCAAGAGCAGCUUCGUCCGAUGUGCAUUGGAUAUGAAGAGCUCGCCUGUCGCUCCCUUGAAUAGAAAGAAGAUGUCGCUGGACGGAUCGGUCUACAUCGUGCGGCUACUGGAGGUCGACUUGACUCAGAUUCAAUUCGACCAGGAGAACAAUGUCCUGUGGCCUCGGACAGGACGAGACAGAGCUGCGCCAGCCAUUGAUGGAGUGCUGGUUUUGCAUGAUGCCACUAAGCCAGAUAGGCUUGCACUGACGACAAACCUGAUUUACUCCUUGGAAACGUCGACUCUGCCGUUCUUACAGGUUGGCUGCAAGUGCGAUGUCCACGCAGAGCCUCUGGAAGAAGCAGUGGAUGCAAUCCAUGAAAGAUACGAGAUUUACCGCACGUCUUUUUCCUCGCCACGAUCACAGCGAAUGUGUAUUGCGUUGGUGCUGCGGGCGGUGAUCUCAACUCGAGGUGAGCAAACUUUGGGUGCCUUGACCCCCUGGAGCGGGCCAGACCUCGAUCCUACUCCUCGAACAACCACCAAGUCUUUCCAACCUCACCCUCCCGAGAACCGUAACUCCGAAAAUCCAUUCCCAGCCGCUGGCGGCCCACCGACCCUUCCAGAUCAAUGUGUUGGAGGCGGUGAUCGUUCCUCCAGCGACCACUUGAAUAGCCUACCGCCAACCCCAAGUUCCACCCACUAUGCCCACCGUAAUUCGCAAGCGUUGCGACCGCAAACUCCCCCAGGAGCACGUUUGAACCAGCGCAGACCAUCAGCACAAGAAAACGACUCCCCAAGCCACGACAAUCGUCAGCAGCGACUACAUUCCGCCUGGCGACAUAGUGGAGGGUCGGACGCCUUCAACAGCUUUUUGAAUAUGGAGGACGAGAUGGAUGAUGGACAAAGCCGACCCCCGAGUCCUGGCGCCGUCGUGCGACCAAAGCCGAGCAGCGAGAGCAAUUCCAGCGCCGAGACAGGCUUAUCUUUCGAUGAGCUCGUCGACCGCUUGAUCUCGCUGCCCAUGUCGAAGCAGGAGCAGAAGUUCGGGUCCAUCUUCCUAUGUUUAUACCGCAAAUUUGCAGCCCCGGGAACCCUCUUGACUGCCCUGAUCAAUCGAUUCGAGCGAAAUGAGCAGAGCAACGUCGACCAGCUUGCCCGCAUGGCAGAUCAGCUACGCUUGCUCGACGUUAUGGCCCAAUGGGCAUCGGAAUACCCAGGAGAUUUCGCUCACCCUAAGCUUCGCAAGCGCAUUAUUGAUUUCGUUGCUACUCUCGAAAAGAGCCACUUUUAUAUGUUUGCUGCUAAGGAAAUCGGGUCACAAUUGGAUUCCAAUGCCGAAGACGAUGAUGUUGGUUGGGCCUACGGCGGUGAUGGCGACCCGGAUGAUGCCAGCCUUACGGAGACAUUUUUCGACAACUCUGGCCGCAGCUCCCCUGCGCCGGUCCAUACUGGCCUAAACAUUGGCACUGGCACAUACGAAGAUGAGGAAGAACAGGAUCCCAUAUAUAGUAUGAGUGCAUUGAAUCUCAGCGAUGGCCCGCAAGACUCUACAUCCCGACUUUCUGGCACUCUUUCGGUUUCUUCUACUGCCGACAAACCCAAUACCACGACAAAUCAGUCAUUCACACUUCUCAGUCUUGAUGCUGCUCAAAAAGAGGCUUUGCGUCUCGAAUUGAGUCCCAAGUCUCCUCUCAGCAAACUCCAGUGGCGUUUCUUCAUGGAAACGCCGGACGAGGAGUUUGCCCGAGAAUUGACCCGGAUUGACUGGAUCAUGUACAACUCGUUCCGGUCGCGUGAUCUGGUCCGUCAUGUCAGCCUGUCAGGCAUAGACAAGGACAAGAUUAAGAGUCUGUCGAAUGUCAACCGCAUGAUCAAACAGUUCAACAACCUCGCAUUCUUCGUAGCGAGCAUGAUCCUCCUACGAGAUAAGCCCAAGCACCGCGCGAAGGCGAUGGAAAAAUUCAUGAACAUCGCAGUGAAACUCCGCCGCCAAAACAACUAUAACUCCCUGGGUGCCGUAAUUGCCGCCAUCAACGGCACACCAGUCCACCGCCUAACGCAGACUCGAGAACUUAUCCCCAUUCCAGUUCAAAAAGAGUUUAUGCGCUUGGUUAUCCUGAUGAGCACGCAAAGAAGUCACUUCGCCUACCGUCUUGCCUGGGAAAACUCAUUCUCCGAACGAAUCCCCUUCCUCCCUCUCCACCGUCGCGACCUCGUCUCUGCCGAAGAAGGCAACAAGACUUUCGUUGGCGAGAACAAAUCUCGCAUUAAUUGGAAGAAAUUUGAGGUCAUGGGUGAGGUUGUUCUGGGUAUCCAACGUAGCCAGAAGACCCCUCACCCCCAGGCGCAGAAGUUUGACGAUGUCGAACGACUGCUCCUGGAAUCAAAGCUCUCUGGGGAUGAAGAGGACUUGUAUGCCCGAAGCUUACACGUCGAACCAUCCACAGGAGCAGAAGGCCGAAAAAAGUUCGGCUGGCUACGUUCAUAG
Molecule: messenger RNA, 2700 nt
Organism: Penicillium antarcticum
Lineage: Eukaryota; Fungi; Ascomycota; Eurotiomycetes; Eurotiales; Aspergillaceae
Product: putative Ras guanyl-nucleotide exchange factor RasGEF
Exons: 6
Coding region: 1-2700 (899 amino acids)
Biological process (GO): positive regulation of GTPase activity; Ras protein signal transduction
Cellular component (GO): plasma membrane
Molecular function (GO): guanyl-nucleotide exchange factor activity
Source: RefSeq, a predicted model, not a curated record